CAUGGAUGUCUCCAAAAAAACAAAAAACUUGCAUCUGUCAUGCGUUACACCACUGUCGUAAAACGCCUCUGUCUGCUGUUGCAAUGGCGUUUGCUGCGACAGCACUUUCCGGCAGCAGGGAGAUCGAGGAGAAAGCAGCGACCAGCGUCGCCAGCGGAUCCGUCUUCACCUCUAAUAUCCUCUCAUUUAUGCCAUAUUCACGCAACUAACUCAUAUAUUGAUUGAAUACCCGCCUUCUCCUUGUCUAUGAGCUUGUGUUGAACAGUUUUCCCGGCGUGAAUCUCCUCCUUUUAAUGCGGUGGGAUGGCCACAGUGCCGCCUGGGCCUAGUAGCGCACUGCCUGCUGAAUCCUCCCCGGCGGAGAGUGCUCCUUUCCCCGGGGCUGCUGGAGACGCGGAGCCGGCGCGGGGAACCGGAGAGCCGGCCUGCUGCCACCACGGAGAGGACUGCGUACUGGGGAAAGCGUCGGAGCCGGUGAGCGAGCUGAAUAAGUCGGUUAAUAAGAAGCAGAAAGACAUGCUAGCGAGAGUUAGCCCGGCGGCGCUGCAUCUUAAAGUGCAAGCCCGAGAACAGCAGCAGCUCAACGGCUUGGCGAGCUCCGCAGAGGACGCUGAGAACCGGCCUGACAACCCUAGACAGUCGGUGGAGAACUGUGACAGCAGCAGCAGCAGCAGCGGCAGCAGCAGCGGCAGCAACGAGGAGGCUCACUGCCAACAUGAAGGCCACAGCGCUUUCUCCAAAAACGGCCGUCACUCUCCUCUGAACAUGAACGGGAUGCCGGGGUUCACACGAGCUGAGGCGGCCCAUCACCAUAGUUACAAUCCCCCAGGAGACGACGACGACGUGAAAGAGGAGUUUGACCACCUCACGGAGCCACCGGACACCGGGCCCGGUGAGGAGGAGGAGGACUCUCAGCCGCCGGCCGCGCAGCUCGCCCGGCUCGACCUGAGCGGCUCCUCUCCCGGUAAAGAGGAGGACAGCCACGGUAUCCGCUACGUCCGCUACGAGUCCGAGCUGCAGAUGCCGUGGAUCAUGAGACUGAUCACCAAGGACUUGUCUGAGCCUUAUUCAAUUUACACCUACAGGUACUUCAUCCACAACUGGCCGCAGCUCUGCUUUCUGGCCAUGGUGGAGCAGGAGUGUGUCGGAGCCAUUGUAUGUAAGCUCGACAUGCACAAGAAGAUGUUCCGUCGUGGCUACAUUGCCAUGCUGGCCGUGGACUCGAAACACAGAAGGAAAAGCAUCGGUACUAAUCUGGUGAAGAAGGCCAUCUAUGCCAUGGUGGAGGGUGACUGUGACGAGGUUGUUUUGGAGACUGAAAUCACCAACAAAUCAGCCCUGAAGCUGUACGAGAACUUGGGUUUUGUCAGAGACAAGCGGCUGUUCAGAUACUACCUGAACGGAGUGGACGCGCUGCGGCUCAAACUGUGGCUCCGCUAGAGGAAAGAAGAGGGGACGGGGGAAGACGGGACAGCGGGUGCUGUUCACCUCGUACGCUAUUGGCUUCACAGCCUCAGCUCUGCCCUGGUCAUUUCACUCUUAUAUACAUACUCACACACACACACACACACACACACAAACACACAAACAUAAGGAGUAUGCACAUAGGUAUGCAUAGACACGCAAACACACCCUCUUUUUGUCCUCGACCUCUGAACAACUGUUGUUUAGGCAGAAACGGACUGACAUCCCACCCGAUGUUCUCAUGAAGGGGCCCCUGAUACUUUCUGUGACGAGGAGGGGGGCGAGCGAGGGUGGUCUCUGGGAUGACCUUGACUGGGGACUAGAUGACCUUUUUUGACCUUCGAGCUUGGAUGCCGCAUCGAACCGGGGCGUGGAGGUGCGAGGCAGCUCAAAGUGAGGACGUGCGUCCGAAACCCCAGAGGACAUGGCACCACAGCAAAAUCCUCCUGCAGAACACGGGACAAAAACAGACUUAAAGAAAACAACAACACGUGAAACAAGGAAGCGGGGCGCUCAAAACAGACUGGGAAGAAAAUAUUUUUGUGUUUCUUUUUUAACCUUGUGAGUUGGACGGGGGACGGAAAAAGCUAUAGUAUGACUGUGUGUUUGUACUGCCUCAUGUUUUUUUUGAGUGUUUGGCUUAUUUUCGUGUGCAUGUGUACGUGGCGUGGUUGGAUACACUGUGAGCAAGCGAACGUGUGACUGUGUGAGGAAUUGUGCGUACUGUCGUUUUUGUUUCCCAUCCUGUCCGGUGGACGCAGCAGCAGCUGCUGUUUCCAUCACCUGCCUCAGCCUCCAGGACUGAAGCCUGUAAAGAUAUGCAUGCAUUUAUUUUUAAUGUGAGUGCGGGGAAAAGUGUGAAGAGUGUGUGUGUGUGUGCUGAUUAACCCAGUCUGAGGCUAACCCUCCGAACCCCUUCCUGUGUUUUGGUGUAAGCAUGUUGGUGCAGAGCAGUUGAUCGAAACAAAUCUCUCCAUUAGCACCCCAAACUGGUGGAUCUGCCGCCUUUUUUGCUUCACUGUCCUUCACCUUCACUAAAUCUCUCAUCAUCAAACCCUGACAGUAUGGGUGAGGAGUUCAAUUCUUCCUAUUUUUGCAGAUGUUUUCCCCGAAUGCACUGCCAGCCGCUGCAAAAUCCCCCAAAAAAGGAGAGUCUCUUAAAGAGACUCCUUGCCAAUGAUGGUGCGGUCAAAUGUGUCCUAGCCGUCUCAGUUUACUCCUUUUUAAGAUUAUUUCUCCUCAUUGCAAGUGCCACUCAAACCAUCAGCACUCUCAGCCGCGACUGCAGCUAAACGGGCGUCACGCGGCAGCCUCGGCCCGCUUCCGGUCCGCGCUCGUCGGCACCAGGCCGGAAGCGAAGUGUUACAAAUGCUGGAAUCCUGUUUGAGUAUGCUGUGUGUGUGUGUUUAUCUCUUGAUAAAAAAAGGAAAAUAGACAAGUAUUCUUAGCAGAUUAUAUUUUAUUCUUUUUUGUUCGCUUUGUUUAGAUUUGUCUAAUAUACACCUGUAUGCUGCUCGUAAGCGGCUGAGUCCACAAUGCACUUCCCAGGUGCCCUCCUAACUCGAUGCACAUCUAACCUCGCUAACAUUUUAAGAUCUCCAACGUGGAACGCGUCACAUAGAUGCACCAGGGCGUUCCAAUCCACACUAAUUAUGGCGAAAAAAGUUUUGCUUCAACUGCUUUUUCUUUUCUUUUUCUUUUUUAAAGUAAUAUGAACAAAGGUCAGAUGAACUUCUUUGGAAAUUGCUGCAGUGUGUAUGUGUACGUAUGAAUGUGUGUGUCAUGUUAUUUUGACAAUGGCGUGGAUCUGUUAGACUUUUAUUUCUCUACUUUCAGAGGCCCCGCACAGGAAAAUCAUAGCCUUUGAGGUGCUGUGUUUUGUUCCAGCCUAAUGAGGACAACAGAAAGGAACAAAUCACACACUUUUUUUUUUUUUUUGUUUUUAGCUUUCCAGGAUUUGAGUUAGUGCUCAAUGUGUUAGAACAGGCAGGAGACAGUUUGGUUGAUGGUUGAGGGGAGGAUAAACCCUAAAUUAGUUUUGAUCUCUCAAAUUGGAAAGCAACCUACAUCACAGGUUGUUUUUUAGGACUUUUUAAAGGACCAAUAUGUAAUAUAUUUACUGUAAUAAAUCAAAAAAUGACCAUGACAUUUCAUCAGAGAUUAAGGAAACAUGCUGAAUUCAAAUACUUGCUUCUCCGACAACAAUGCUACAGCCAAUAUGUUCUCCUUUUGAAAUCUCCAUUCUGGUCCUGGAACUUCCGUUUUUGCUUUGGCCGUUGUGAUCCCGUCCUAUGCCCAUUUCAACACCUCGUUGCCACAUAUGAAACAAAUUGGCAUGUAAACACAGCCUUCUGCACCCAUGGAACCUAGCAAAUCAAGCAAACCGAUCAUUAGAGAUAACUUUAGAUUUUACCGAUCUGAAAAGCCUCAGCACAUCUCUCUGUGAUUCGUGUGCAGCUGGGUUAUCAAGGCAGCAAGUAUUUGGGACACAUAGCUGGUAAAGUGAUCCCGACUACUGCUGGUGGCAAGGCUUGCCGCGGUAGUCGAUGUUACGCGGUGGUCGGGCCUACAUCGAUUACAUUGAUUAAUUUCCUCACUGUGACUUCCCUACUGGUGGCCAGAGGCUAACACCGUAAUGCUAACACAUGCUAACUGCUAUCACACUAGAGGAGUGGACGGGUCACAGAAUCCAAUGUUUUGAAUUUGGACUGCAGUACCCAUUUUAAAACGCUUGCUGUCAGUACUACAUAUUGCUCCUUUAAGUCAACUUAUGCAAUUGGACAUCCGCGUGCUUUUAUCCUGCCGACAAUAUCCAGAGUAGAAAGCACUGCACGACACUGCCACGUGGCACAAUCGGAGUAAAAUCUGCUACAAAAUACUGACUACACAAGUCUGCAAGCAAGCAUUCAUGGUAGUUUUAAUGAUUUAAGGACUGAUAAGCUCGUCUCCAUGAUUGACACUACAGUUCAUAUUUUGGGUUUAUUCCCCCUCUCAGCAGUCCAGCUGAGACAUUUCACCCCCGGAGCCCAGGACUGAAAGAGAGAGUAGAUGUUUACAGAGUUGCCACCCUCAUAACAGCCUGUGUAUGUGUGUGUAUAUGUGUGUAUGUAUGUAUGUAUGUAUGUAUGUUUGUGUGCGUUUGGAACAAUGGAUCAGAUGACCUAUUUUUCUCCCUUUUUUUUUCAGAUUUGUAUACGAGUGUUGUUCUAUUCCUCGGAUAUAUUGAGAGCAUGUUUCUUUGUGAAUCACCUGUUUGGAAGGGGGGCGGUUUGGGUUGAUUUAUCAGAUUGGAUUUUUAUUUUUGAAUUUCUGUGCUACUUUAGCCCAUCCAGAGGUGAGAUGAGAAUUACGAGCAAUUCAUAGUGGGCAUAACGAAAACGCUCUAGAACACCAACUAUUACUUUUACCGCUCAUCUGACACUUUAAAUUUCAAUCAUCAGCCCCGUGUAAACUCUUCCUGGUUUAUUUUGGAGGUUUCUGUCCCUGUGUUGGACACUUGUCCCCCCCACCCCCUCACUGUCCGGGCCUUUUCUUCUUUUAUACAGUGACUACUGACGGAUGAAAGGAAAGAAUAGGCAACACCUCACAGUUUGAACCUGUCUUUCAAAACCAGUUGUCAGUACGAGGAGGUGUUUCAGAUUUUUUGAAGGAAACGUGUCUGUUAUCUUCUUUUUUUUUUUUUGGUUUUACUCCUGUGAAACUCUGGCAGUUCCAUAUGGGCAUUACAGCCUGUCACACAGAGCCAAAGGGCUCCGUUUAGCUCAUGAUCACAGACUGAAGGGCUUCGUCAUCAAUAUCAAUUUGUAGCCAUGGCCUGUGGUGUUGCGUAGUUUUACCCGGCUCUCUCUGACAAUGCAUUUGGAAUACGUUUUGACUUGACAAUGCCAGUUCAGUGUUCACAGAUGUCGGAGGCAGUUUUUUUCUCUCCUCCUCCUCCUGGGCGUCCGCUGUGCUAUCCAGGUAUUCUAACAAUCAACAACCCCCGACUUCUCUGUCCUCACCUGGGGGCGACAUCUGCCAUCCUACAUUUAGUGUUAUAAUUAUAAAUUCCCCCUCAGAAACCAGUUUGCGGGUCAGAUGAACAACUUGGCUGUCAUGCUGCACCACAAAAAGCUGUGGUCCCCUUCAACCAACCAACCACAGGGGCUUCCUGGGGGCGGCUAGCUCCGCCUCCGCCGCUGCCACCGCCAUCCACCAAGUGUGCAAAAGGGGGAGAGCAAAAGGUGUUUUUUGCAUGUCAGAUUUCUGUUCCCCCUGUUCCUAUUCCCUGUCCCCUCUCUUGAUUUUGAUCUGGAAAUGUCCGAUAGCUUUUAUUUAAUGUGGAAAAAGAACACAGAAAUAAAUUAUUUGAUUUUUUUAAUGCUGUAAA
Messenger RNA from Sebastes umbrosus (honeycomb rockfish), 5833 nucleotides. RefSeq names its product N-alpha-acetyltransferase 30, NatC catalytic subunit (gene naa30). Gene Ontology annotation, molecular function: protein-N-terminal amino-acid acetyltransferase activity. Gene Ontology annotation, cellular component: NatC complex. The record is from RefSeq and is a predicted model, not a curated record. The transcript has 4 exons. The coding region runs from base 304 to 1440 and encodes 378 amino acids. NCBI's taxonomy places the organism in Eukaryota, Metazoa, Chordata, Actinopteri, Perciformes, Sebastidae. Gene Ontology annotation, biological process: N-terminal peptidyl-methionine acetylation.